UAGCUUUAGUUGUCGAGAAUUGUAAGGAUGAUUAAUUAAGGAAGGAUAGAAGAUACUUCAAGGGAUAACAGUUACAUUAUGGCUUUCAAUGUAGCUGCGAUCUUGCGAUUGUUAUAUUAUCAAAAUCAAAGCAAAAACUGUUGGGAAGUUGUGUGAAGGAUGCGASAUUCUUAUAAGGAACCACAUUAAGAUUCUCCUAAACAGGUUGUGAAUAUCAAAAAGAAGAUUUGACAAUUGCAUAUCAACGCAAAGGACGCUCCAAUUGGCUAUCAAAUAUACUCAACAAUAUUAUAGUGCGAUAGAUUGUGRGAAAAGAACCGUAUUGGUUCAUAGUGCAAAGCCGUCUGCAACACAUAGCUUUGAUAACUUGCAGCUCGAUGUUUGUCAGGGUACAAUAAAACGUCUUAUAAAGAAAGCAAGAACUCUUGAAAAUUUUAAUACCUAUACCCUUAUGUUUAAAGGAAUCAGUAGUAUAUCUGCUCCAACUGGUUUUAAGCGGCAUACUAGUUAUUAUCCUAACAGAGAGCUGACAUAUUCAAGUCACAUUCCAGCGUAUAGAAGCCCACGAAUCGUUAUUAAUGUCAGCGGUAUGCGUUAUGAAACAUAUGAGGAGACAUUGUCGAAUUACCCAGAAACUUUGCUUGGGUGUCCCGUUAGACGCAAGGAAUACUUCAACCCUUCCACUAAUGAAUACGUCUUUUUAAGAGACAAGCACAGCUUUAACGCUAUCUUAUUUUAUUAUCAAUCUCGUGGAAUUCUCUCUAAACCAGAUGACGUUAGUGAGGUUUUGUUCUCCAAGGAACUUGAGUUCUAUGGUAUAAUACCUCCCUGGGAACAAGCUAAUCAUGAAGAAAAUAACAUGGAAGAAAGCCAAGAUAUUGCUUUACCUCCAAAUUGUUUAAAACGAACGUUAUGGCUAUGGUUUGAAUAUCCACGAUCCUCCAAUGUUGCCCGUGGGCUGGCAUUGUGGUCAGUUUUUGUAAUCGUUGUUUCAACAAUUGCAUUCUGUGUGGAAACAUUGCCUGCUUUGAAGAUAAGAAAACAAUUUAGUACCACUGUAAAAAACAUAGUUUUCAACAAUAUUUCCAGAGAAGAUAUCUCAGGUCAAUGGAAUGUUACAGAGCGCUUUCAAAGCGAUCAAUCUGCUCAAUCACAUGAUGUCGUUGAUCACUGGUUUAUCAUUGAAGCGACGAGUGUUGUUUGGUUUACCGUCGAAUAUUUGGUGCGGCUUUACUCAGCUCCCUGUUUUAUCAAGUUUGUGCGGUCUCCUAUGGGAAUCAUGGAUAUUGUAGCUAUCAUGCCAUUCUACUUUACCCUUACCAUUACUCUCAAUCCCUUUGAAGUCCAGUCUUUCGCUGUACUUCUAGCUUUACGGUUGUUUCGAGUUUUAAGAAUUUUUAAACUCUCUCGUUACAGUUCAGCACUUGGUCUUUUAGUGAAAACCCUAUACGCAAGCAGCGAUCAGUUAAAGUCUUUAUGCUUUUGUUUCUUGGUUGGAGUCAUACUGUUUUCAAGUGCAAUUUUUUAUGCAGAAGAUGAUGUCACCACCUAUCCCAGCAUACCUCAUGCGUUCUGGUGGACGAUCAUAACGAUGACAUCGGUAGGGUAUGGUGAUGUAGUACCUGUUAGCAUUGCUGGUAGAUUAGUUGGUAGCCUUUGUGCAAUGUGCGGCCUUAUAUUGUUCUGUUUGCCAACUCCCGUUUUAGUUUCCAAUUUUAUAAAAUACUAUCUGAACGAUGGAAUCACAAAAGACCAAAAAAAGAAACAAUUCGCUGACAAUUUGAAAGCUUUAUUUCUUCGUAAUUCAAAACAAUGAUUUCACAUAAAAACCAAAGACAUUUUAASUUAAAAAUUGAAACGACAUCUUAGACUUUAACAUAAACUUUCUUCCCAUUUAAAUUUCUGAACAUAGA
Molecule: messenger RNA, 1913 nt
Organism: Exaiptasia diaphana
Lineage: Eukaryota; Metazoa; Cnidaria; Anthozoa; Actiniaria; Aiptasiidae
Product: potassium voltage-gated channel subfamily A member 3-like
Exons: 2
Coding region: 452-1816 (454 amino acids)
Biological process (GO): protein homooligomerization; potassium ion transmembrane transport
Cellular component (GO): membrane; voltage-gated potassium channel complex
Molecular function (GO): delayed rectifier potassium channel activity
Source: RefSeq, a predicted model, not a curated record